This is a messenger RNA of Drosophila bipectinata, 1315 nucleotides long. Its product is annotated as transcription factor IIIA. Gene Ontology annotation, molecular function: DNA-binding transcription factor activity, RNA polymerase II-specific; RNA polymerase II transcription regulatory region sequence-specific DNA binding. The record is from RefSeq and is a predicted model, not a curated record. Gene Ontology annotation, cellular component: nucleus. Gene Ontology annotation, biological process: regulation of transcription by RNA polymerase II. Lineage: Eukaryota; Metazoa; Arthropoda; Insecta; Diptera; Drosophilidae.
AACCAUAUUUAUGCGUAACCCAACACCGUCACAUGUUCAAACAUUGGUUUGACAAUUGAAAAAAAAAAAAAAAUAAAGCAAAUAAAUCAUGCCGCCGGAGAUGCAAAUAACUAGUGACAGCGAUCUGGACAAUGUCUUGGAGGAGUUCAAUCUUCGCAAGGAGCGUAGGAACAGCGCCGGACCUGCGAAAUACACUUGCAGUAUUGAAAAAUGCGAGGCCACGUUCAAGCGCCUGGAUCAACUGGAUCGCCAUGAAUACCACCAUACGGGAAUUAAGAAGCACGCCUGCUCCCACGAGGGCUGCGAUAAAACCUAUUCCAUACUCACCCAUUUGAAGCGGCAUUUGCGAAGCACCCACGAGCGUCCAGAGGCGGCCCAGAAAACAGUCAAGUGCUCGCUCCCGGAGUGCUCCAAAAUGUUUACUUCGUCCUGCAAUAUGCAGCGGCAUGUGCGCGAGGCCCACGAAAAACCCAGGGUCUAUCCCUGCGAGCACUGCCCGGCGAAGUUUUCACAGAAACUAAAACUUAAACGUCACGAAAUCAAGGAGCACACCCAGGACUAUCCGUUUCGCUGCCAGAAGUGCACCCGUGGAUUCUACCAGGAGUGGCAGCGAGAGAGUCAUCAGGGCACUUGCAAGCUCUAUGCGUGUCCUGCGUGUCCACUUAAGUUCGACAAGUGGACUCUGUAUACCAAGCAUUGCAGGGACACGUUGCAUGGCAAGAACCGGUAUAAGUGCGACCAGUGCGACAGAUGCUAUGACAAGCCCAGUGAUCUCAAGCAACACAUCGAAGCCAAACAUAAGACAGCGGAGGGCUCCGAGUUCACCUGUCCGGAGGAGGGGUGCUCGAAAAGCUACUCCUACGAAAGGAAUCUCCGCCAGCACAUGCUGACUGCUCAUUCAGGUCGGCGUUUCGAGUGUCAGGCUCUGGACUGUGGUCGCUGCUUCAGCAGUGCCCAGAACCUAUCGAAGCAUGUUUUACGCGAUCACCAGGAUGGGCAGACCAACAAAGAAACAGUUGCACACAAAAAAGAGGAAAGUCCUGGAAAGAAGUCAAAUCCUCGCAAACGCAGGCGUGACGCAGGUCGUCCUAAACAUUCCAGACUCUCAAAACUAGCCUGCCUGCAGCUGGGCAAGGAAGAGGAUUUAGCUGUAAGAGAGCGUCAGCCUUUGGCACUCGAAAAAGUAACCCAGGAACUAGAGAAAGGCCCCCAGGAAUUGGACAUUGUUGACCUGUAAAUAGGAGCCCAGGAAAAGGUUAAUGGCACUGAAUGCAACUGAGACCUUAUAGAAAAACUGCCGGUUUAGCCACUUAAA